AUGGAAGCCGGCAAGUUCCUGGGAUUUAUGAUAACUCAGAGAGGGGUAGAAGCUAACCCGGAGAAAUGCCAGGCAAUACUCCAGAUGAAGAGCCCGGGCUGUAUCAAGGACGUCCAGAGGUUGGCAGGACGUUUGACCUCACUCUCCCGGUUUCUUGGAGCCUCGGCGACAAAGGCCCUGCCAUUCUUUAACCUCAUGAAGAAAGGGAUAGCGUUUGAGUGGACGCCCGCAUGCGAAGAAGCCUUUCAACACUUCAAAGAAAUCCUGGCGGCACCUCCCGUUCUCGGGAAGCCAAGGGACGGGGAACCACUGUACCUAUACCUCGCCAUAACAAGCGAAGCCCUGGCCGCAGUACUGGUACGGGAGGACGGGAAAGCCCAACAGCCAGUCUACUUCGUAAGCAGGGCCCUGCAAGGAGCAGAAUUAAGGUAUAGCAAGUUGGAAAAGCUAGCCUUGGCACUCCUAACUUCCUCGAGAAGGUUAAAACAGUACUUCCAAAGUCACCAAGUUGUCGUAAGAACGGACCAAGGGAUCCGGCAAGUUCUCCAGAAACCCGACCUGGUGGGAAGAAUGAUGACUUGGUCCAUCGAACUCUCUCAGUAUGACAUACGGUACGAGCCCCGGCAAGCCAUCAAGGCGCAGGCCAUGGCGGAUUUUUUGGUUGAAGUAACAGGAGACCCAGGCGAGGACAUGGGUACACGGUGGAAGCUCCACGUGGACGGAGCCUCCAACCAGACCUACGGAGGUGCCGGGAUCAUCCUGGAGAGCCCGAUCGGGGUUGUAUACGAACAGUCGGUUAGAUUCGAGUUUCCCAUCUCGAACAACCAAGCAGAAUACGAAGCCCUCAUAGCAGGCUUGAUCCUAGCGGCCGAGGUCGGAGCAAGGAGGCUGGAAAUAUGCAGCGAUUCCCAAGUCGUCACUUCCCAAGUAAACGGCAGCUACCAAGCCAAGGACCCCUUGUUACAGAAGUACUUGGAAAAGGUUAAAGGCUUGAGCCAGAAGUUCGAAGAGGUCACGGUCCAACACGUACCCAGAGAAAGGAACACACGGGCAGACCUUCUAUCAAAAUUGGCCAGCACAAAGCCAGGGGAGGGGAACCGGUCACUCAUCCAAGGCAUGACAAGAGAACCAGCAAUUGCACUACACAUAACAACCCUAAGUUCUUCAUGGCUAGACCCCAUCACCAACUUCCUAGAACACGGCCAAAUCCCUGGUGAUGAAAAGGACGCGGCGAAAUUAAGGAGAGAAGCGGCCAAAUACGCCGUCAUCCAAGGACAGCUGUUCAGAAAAGGGCUUAGCCAGCCCCUACUGAAGUGCCUACACCCCGACCAGACGGACUAUGUCCUCAGGGAAGUCCACGAGGGUUGCUGUGGGCACCACAUCGGAGGCAAGGCCCUAGCAAGAAAAUUAAUCCGAGCUGGAUACUACUGGCCGUCGAUGAUGACAGAUUCCAAGGAGUUUGUCAAAAAGUGCAUAAAGUGCCAACAGAACGCCAACUUUGCCAAGGCACCGGCCUCCGAGUUAAGCUUGCUAACGACCUCCCGGCCAUUCGCUUAG
Messenger RNA from Arachis duranensis, 1557 nucleotides. RefSeq lists its product as uncharacterized. The transcript has a single exon. Lineage: Eukaryota; Viridiplantae; Streptophyta; Magnoliopsida; Fabales; Fabaceae. The record is from RefSeq and is a predicted model, not a curated record. Gene Ontology annotation, molecular function: RNA-DNA hybrid ribonuclease activity; nucleic acid binding. The coding region runs from base 1 to 1557 and encodes 518 amino acids.